Molecule: messenger RNA, 1300 nt
Organism: Pseudocercospora fijiensis CIRAD86
Lineage: Eukaryota; Fungi; Ascomycota; Dothideomycetes; Mycosphaerellales; Mycosphaerellaceae
Exons: 3
Coding region: 109-1158 (349 amino acids)
Biological process (GO): L-valine catabolic process
Cellular component (GO): mitochondrion
Molecular function (GO): 3-hydroxyisobutyrate dehydrogenase activity; NAD binding; NADP binding
Source: RefSeq, a predicted model, not a curated record
ACACCCUCCUCGUUUUUUCCUUUUCCGUGCGAGCAGGCAUCUUUCUUAAAUAUCAUGAGCAGAUAGGAACACUGGCUCUCCCCAUACAGUACCUUGUAUGAGGUCAAAAUGAGGACGGCAGCGAUACAGGCGGCCAGGCAGGCCUUUGGCUCUGCUGUGGCGGGUCCAGCGAGCAGAAGGGGCUUUGCAACGACUAGCAAGUGUCUGGCUAGCUAUGGCUUCAUUGGGCUGGGUCGAAUGGGUUAUCCAAUGGCAAAGAAUCUGCGGACGAAGAUUGCAAAGGACGACACAAUGUUCAUACAUGAUGUGAACCCGACAAUAACGAAGCAAUUCGUUGAAGAGUUCCAGAGUGUUGGCCCCGUCACAGCAGCGGAGAACGUGAGGCAGGUUGCAGAGAACGCGACCACCAUCCUCACCGUCCUUCCUGAACCCCACCACGUUCAGAAUGUCUUCCAACAAAUGCUCAACCCGCCAUCUCUCCUGACCUCCUCCCCCAACAAAGAACCUCGUCUCUUCAUCGACUGCUCCACCAUCGAUCCCCGCUCCUCCGCCGAAGUCUCAGAAGCCACUCACGCGACAGGUCAAGGCAAAUUCGUUGAUGCACCAAUGUCUGGAGGUGUGGUUGGUGCUGCAGCAGGAAAGCUCACUUUCAUGGUCGGCUGCCAAAAUGAGCAAGUUAAUCGCAUUACAGAGGUUCUGAGCAUGAUGGGAGCAAGAGUCGUGCAUCUAGGUCCUCAAACAAGUGGUCUGAAAGCAAAGCUCGCGAACAACUAUCUGCUGGCUCUCAACAACAUCGCGACAGCGGAAGCGAUGAACAUGGCUGUUCAAUGGGGCUUGGACGCGAAAGCAUUCGCUGACAUGGUCAAUACCGCAACCGGGCGAUGUUGGCCUUCAGAGGUGAACAAUCCCGUACCAGGCGUCGUUGAGGGCUCACCCGCCUCAAAAGGGUACGAGGGCGGAUUCGGCACGGCAUUAAUGUUGAAGGAUAUAAAGCUUGCCAUCCAGGCUGCGACCGAGCACGGUAUCGUUCCCAGGUUGGGAACACAUGCGAAGGACAUUUACCAGGCCGUGGAAAUGGAUCCGGAACUGAAGGGCAAGGACUUUAGCGUGGUUUAUAGAUAUGUGGGAGGCAAGGUCAGUGACCCGGGCAAGCCGUGAGAGAUCUGAUCAUUGUAGUGGAGAUCUGACGGCCUAGAGGAUAUCCCGAAGAGAGGAAAUUGUAAGUAUGCCAGAGAAAUGCAUACUUCAAGCUGUACCGACCUGUUGAGCAAAUACAAAAUCUCGUCUUUCUGGCCACCAG